AUGACCCCAGCCCAUUCAUUUGUCUACUACACGUAUCCGUCUUCGCCUGAAUCAACAGUUUCAGAGCCUAAAGAACUCUUAUCAGAAUGCUCUUCAAUGCCACCACAUCACUCGGAAGACAACUUAAAAGAAUCUCCACCAAAGAAAAGACGGCAACAAAGCGGAUACGCCUGCAACAAGUGCCGUGAGAGGCGAGUUGGAUGCGAUCGGAACAAGCCUUACUGCGGCCAAUGUAGAAAAACGUGGGAAUGCAUCUACAGUAAUGAUGGGCCAAGAUCAGAAAGUAUCUCUAUGCGACAAAGGUUAGACGAUAUUCAGGCCACAGUUCAAACUAUGUCUGGCUCCCUCGGAUUUAUCGAGCAGAAAUACCACAAUACAAUAUCCCGUUUAUUGGUCCAAAUACAACCACAAGUCCAACAAGGGCAUGUAGGACAAGAAGGGGACGCUUCCAGUAACUACCCUGCCAAAAUAUCAGAGAACGAAUUGACGGUUUCCAGCUGGGCUGCAAACGUUGGCUGGCCAGUUGUGACCAGAAAAGAUGGCACCCAAUCUAUUCAGACAAACUUUCAUAUUUUGGAAGAGUUAAAAGAGGCCAUGAGGCAAGCAGUUCGGAUGAGCCAUGCUUAUUAUAACCCAUCUCCUCUUUCGUACAUGGUCCGCUCAGAAUCACCAACUAGCGAAGCACGCAUACGAAUUAAUAACCUUUUAUCAUUUUCUUUAUUCGAACGUCUCGGGCGUUUAGAUCGUCCAGAAAAUGAACAAACAAUUGAUAAAAAUAUAAACCCAGCCGAGAUUAUGUCAAAGAAUGUUACAGAAAGUCUUAUCCACCAAAACCACCAAUGUGGCUUUCCUAUCCUUGUCAGUCCCACACGUUUUGAAGCAUACCACAGCCAAGGUCGUAUAAAUUCACUUGUUAUAUCAUCUGUUCUUUCCCAUGCCGUGCCUCAUAUUUUCAAUUACCAUCCUCAUAUCUUAUGCUUAAACAAUUCUCAACAACUCGGAGAGAUAUUUUACAAAUACUCUCGUGAAUCCUUACAAUAUGACGAUGCAACACUGACAAACAUACACCAGAGAACCUUGUUAAUAACCUAUGAUCUCGAUUUGGGACGAGUUGAGAGGGCGUACUUACAUCUAGGUAUUGCUGCCCGGAUGUGCUUUGCUUUAGACCUGCAUUCUUUGAAGGGAUAUGUAAAUUGCAAAACACCUUUUGAGAGAGAACAAGCAAAACGUAUAUUUUGGACCGUCUGGUUCCUUGAUUCUAUGGUCCCACAGCUUUACAAAAAACCCUCUUCUAUACCUCCAUCAAGUAUCACAGUAGAACCUCCAACCGUACUACUAGAUUUUAGCUUUACAGAAGCAGAACAGGCUCGCUUUGUUAUUAGUAUAAUUGGUAUCAGGCGACUUUCAUCUGAGCUGUACAUAUCGCAAAAUAAAGCAGAAAUUGCCGAAGAAGCUCAACUUGAUUCAUUAAAGGCUGAUGAAGAACGCCUCAGGGAGUUUUAUCGUACACUCGACCCUCAAAAUCGUUAUGCUUAUGCAAAUCAAAUGACCGGAUUAAAAACUACCCAGUGGAGCCGCCGAACAUUUUACUGUGUAUUAUUGGAUUUUUGCCAAUCUUGGAUUACGCUUUAUCGACCAUACUUGCCGUUAGAUACCAAUGACUUGUUUGAUAUUCAUCGUGAAGCUGUAUUACGAACUUCGCAAGCCGCAAUUGCUAGUGUAAUUCUGUUUGACCGUUGGUUUUCUGCAUCUAUCGAGUCCCCGGAUGGAUUUGAUUGUUUCUUUCGACCUUACUUAUAUCAUUAUAUGGCUUCAAUCCAAACGCUUAAAUUAAAUAUUUCACAUCCUGAAUGGAUGUCCGAAGAGCUGGUCCAACAGAGUCGAUACUUUCUUGUGAGGAUGCUAAAGAUGUAUCAAAAGACACCUACCUACAAAGCCUUUAAAGAAAGCCAAUUAGAGAAGGAAUUGUUUGCUUUCAUGAACGAAUAUAACAUCACAUUAGAUCAAGCCUGUCCAUCCCAAGAUCCAUUGGCCGAUAAUUGUUAUGCAGACGGAGGUUGGGGGAUUUUCUUCCUGGGUCCAAUGGUAGACGGACACAUGAAUAUGGCUUUUACACAAGACGAAAUGACGCGCUACUCUUGUACAAACAUGAAUAUGAACACAAACUCAGAGUCAGGGCUUGACUUCUGCUACUUUUGA
Phycomyces blakesleeanus NRRL 1555(-) is the source of this 2199-nucleotide messenger RNA. Its product is annotated as Zn(2)-C6 fungal-specific transcription factor. The record is from RefSeq and is a predicted model, not a curated record. Lineage: Eukaryota; Fungi; Mucoromycota; Mucoromycetes; Mucorales; Phycomycetaceae. Gene Ontology annotation, cellular component: nucleus. Gene Ontology annotation, biological process: regulation of DNA-templated transcription; DNA-templated transcription. Gene Ontology annotation, molecular function: DNA binding; zinc ion binding; DNA-binding transcription factor activity, RNA polymerase II-specific. The transcript is spliced from 3 exons. The coding region runs from base 1 to 2199 and encodes 732 amino acids.